AUAUACAAAAAAAAAGAGAUGACCUGCUAAUACACAUAGACCUGUUUUUGUGUAUAAUCUGUGUAUCACCACAGCGCCCCCUAUACCCAGCAGGUGGUAUAGCAGGACCUCAUGAAUAUUCACACCUGUGUAUGAUUCUAAGCUUCUGAUUGGCUGUCUGCCGGAAGGUCCUGUGUAUUCGUACAAUGUCCUUGUAAUUCAGGUUUCUGUAAAUAGGUGUGUGUAGCAUAGAUUUGCAGGGCUAAUUGAGUGCUACAUCUGGUCUGUUUCCGGUAGGUGUGGUGAACCAGGUAAGGCACUUAUAUACAGCUAUAUUACAUUUAUUUUGUCCCUUUAGCAACUAGGAAAAACAUGCAAAUAUUAUUGAGGUUUGAAGGUGUAAAAUAGACAAAAAGCCAGAGAAGCACGUGGCUACUUAGCAAGUAAACAGUUUAGCUCAUUUCUCCAAUGCUCUGCUGUCCAUUGAAAAGUUUGGACUUGAUUCUUGAGACUCAGUGAAAACUCAGUAAAAUUAGCACAAUCUCUGCAAUUAGUAAUGUUUAUAGCUGCUUAUGAGCCUCCACAGUGUUCCAGUUUGUCAAUGAUGUUAGAACUAGUAUUAGUAUUAGUAUUAGUAUUAUUGAACUAUGGUGACAAAAGCUUAUCGUUGUACAAUGUGUGCAUGUGUUUUGACGUUUUCGUAUUUAAUAAUGCAGCUACAUUUGCUAUAAAUAGGUUUUACAUGUAUUUUAUAGUGCAAUUAACAAUUACAAUUAUCAAAUAAAGGACUAGUUGACUUUUAAAAAAAAUUGUCAACUAAUUUUUAUAAUAAAUUAGUCACGAUUAGUUGACUAAUAGUUACAGCCCUAUUACUGAUGUAUACGAUACAAUUUCCACCUUUGUUAUCUCAAUUCUCAAUUUCUCAUUCAUUGCCCUCAUUCUAAACCAUUAAAUCAUUUUUGAUGCAUCACAUCAUAUAGUCAUCAUGUGCUAAGUGAUUAACUUUGCAGGAGAUGGCAUCAACAAGGUCACGGAGACCUAAAAGGAACCCUAUACAAGAAGCUACCUAUUUUUCAUCCUUGGGAAAAGACAAGAAUGACUUUGACAUAAAAUACAUAAAUUCUUUUAAAGGUAAGUUGCCAUUUUACUUUUUUUAAUUUUUUUUAAUCAAAGUUUCUUUUGUAGCAAAACUUAAAACCCCACUGUGUUAUUACAAACAAAAGGAUCAAUGAUGAUGUGGAAAUGAUUGAGGUGUUUAUUUGUCUAGAUUUCUACAAAAAAUACACAAAAAUAGUCCCUUGAUUAAUUCAUACAAAUAACUUGAUAGCUCUGCUAUUAGUAAUAAGAUAAAUAUCUGUUUGACACAGCUCUACUUUGUAAAAUUAUUGUUCAAACGUAUUGGCUUAACUGCUAACUCCUGUCGCAUAAUCGCAUAUCUUUUUAACUUUGUGCAUGCCCUUAUUUGUAUUUGUAUUUAUUCAGUGUGUUUAUGUUGCACUUUUUCACCGUAUCAAGUUCCUAGUUUGUGAACUGUGUUCACAGACUAUGGCAAUAAAAGUCUUCUGAUUCUGAUUCUGAUUCUGUGUGUCUUUAGGUCGAGGUGUGUUCAGCUGCCGGGACUUUCAAAAAGGAGAUUUUCUUAUUGAAUACAGAGGGGAAGUCAUAACAAAAAAGGAACAAGAAUGCAGGUUGAAAGUGUAUCAUAAAGCACUCAAGGUUUUCAUGUUUGAUUUCCAUUUUAAUGGAAAUCAGUUUUGGUAUGUAUCUAAUUUAAGGUGUCUUCUCUAAAUUUGUUUCUAUUCCUGUAAAUACUAACUCUCCAACUUCACUGUUAUUAAAAGUAGUUGUAAUUGUGGAAUGUAGUUAUAAUAUAGUGUUGAGCUUUUUACUGUUUGACGAAUAUUUUAAACUGUAGAUGCAGAUUCUUCAAUCAUGCUAAAACUACAUGUGCCCAAUUCUCUGCCUUUACACAAAAUGAUUGUUAUUGUUAUUUUUUUGUAUUUCAGUGUCGAUGCUUCCAGAGAAGAUGGUUCUCUAGGGAGACUCGUUAAUGAUGACCAUCUGAAUCCAAAUAGCAAAAUGAAAAUAAUACGAGUGGACGGAAGGCCCCAUUUGUGUUUGUUUGCACUCAAGGACAUUAGUCCAGGAGAAGAAAUCACGUAUAACUACGGUGAUUCUGAUUGGCCAUGGAGAAGCAAGAUUUCCAAAGAGAUACCUGACCAGCCUUCUAAAGUGGCCAUGUGCAGUUCCCUCAGUGACAGCACUGGCCAGAUGCCCAAAGAGAUACUUGACCAGCUUUCUGAAGUGGCCAUGUGCAGUUCCCUCAGUGACAACACUGACCAGAUGCCCAAAGAGAUACUUGUCCAGCCUUCUGAAGUGGCCAUGUGCAUUUCCUUCAGUGACAACACUGACCAGAUGCCCCAAGAGAUACUUGUCCAGCCUUCUGAAGUGGCCAUGUGCAGUUCCCUCAGUGACAACACUGACCAGAUGCCCAAAGAGAUACUUGUCCAGCCUUCUGAAGUGGCCAUGUGCAGUUCCCUCAGUGACAACACUGACCAGAUACCCAAAGAGAUACUUGACCAGCUUUCUGAAAUGGCCAUGUGCAGUUUACUCAGUGACAACAUUGACCAGGAGCCUGCUGAUGUUACUAUGUGUUGUUCAUUCCUGGAUAUCAUUGAUAAGAACUGUGAACAUGACCUGGUCCCUGGCGAGAUGUCAAGUUUCGAAAAAUGUGCUUUUUGUGGAGGACCAUUUGCACCUCUGAGAUGGGUUGGAGAGAGAUGUAUAGUUUGCUGCCAGUCGUGGCACAAAAACUGUUAUCUUAAACAUAUGAAGAACAUCACUGAACCUCUGUCAAUGGCCUCUGAAGAACAUAGUUCAAGUCAGGUGACAUCAUCAGACGUGGAAUAUGUGCCUGAUUCCCACAGUAAUUCAAAUAACUCAUGUGAAGACAGAUCAGAGCGUUUCAAAAAUCAUCACAACCAUUUGGAAGUACAAAAUUUUGAGGUGUUCACAAGUAAGUCUGCUUCAAAACAGACAAGGCACUACCAAGAAAAUCUCUUGGAUGAAGAGAAAGAAUCAGGUCCUAAAGCUGCAGAAUUAUUACUGGAAGACACAGUCAACACAAACCGGCUUCAAUUAUCAGGAGUUCAGGCAAAUGAUGGGAAUGAUACUGAUGGUGAGGGCAAGCAGUUCUUGAACACAUCCUCCUCUCUCAGAAAUAAAACAUUUUGCUACAUUUGUGAAAAACCACAGACAAGGUUUGCACGUCACUUAAAAACUCAUGUGAAGACAAACGCUGAUGUUGCUCGAAUUUUGAUUCUUCCAAAAAAGUCUAAAGAGCGCAUGAAAAUGCUUAAUAAGCUACGCAACAAGGGAAACUACAACCACAACACAGAGGUUUUAUCAAGUGGAGAUGGACUGCUAAAACCUAGACGCACAUCUAAGAAAAAAUAUAAUCCUAAAGACUAUGUGCACUGCAUGUACUGCCAGGCCCUAUACCUCCGAAGAGAUCUGUGGCGACAUGUUCGAAAAUGUUCUUCAAAACCAGUUGAAACCAAUUCAGAGAUUGGAAGAACUAAGAUCUUGUCUUUGGCCACUAUGUUUGACUCAGCCUUGUGUCAACAGGUGUCACCAGGUGUUUGGAAGCUGUUAACUGCGAUGAAAAAUGAUGAGAUAACUGCUACAGUGCGCAGUGACUUCUAUAUUCUUCAGCUGGCUCAAUCAUUUUUUAACAAACAUGGACAAAAGCCCACCAAAUAUGAGUACAUUCGACAGAAACUCAGAGAAAUUGGAAGACUUCUGUUGACGCUUCGGAAGGACUUCUCAAUAUAUACUCUUGAGGAUGCUGUAAGACCUGCAAAUUUUCAAAUGGUUAUUCAAGCUGUCAAGAAAGUGUCUGGGUUUGAUGAAGAAAAGCACUGCUACCAAACUCCAAGCCUUGCACUGAAGUUGGGUCACUCGUUGCAGAAGAUAAGUGACAUUAUACACUGCAGAGCUCUAAUGGCAGAAGACUCUGAGCUGGUAAAGUCCACUCAGACUUUCAAAACCCUGUAUUCUACAAAGUGGGCUGAAUUUGUUUCACACACAGCUUUAACUACCUUGAAUGAGAGACACUUUAACAAGCCUUGCACACUGUCUUUCACAGAAGAUGUGCAACGUCUUCACAAACAUCUCGAAAAAACUGCAGAAGAAGCAUUUAAAAACUUGGAUAAAACGUCAUCACCCCAAUCAUAUGGUGAACUGUGCAAAGCAACUAUGGCAAACAUCAUACUAUUCAACCGGUGUCGUGGAGGAGAAGUUUCCAAAAUGAAACUAAAAGGCUUUCUUGAGAGGAACACCACUGCCUUACAUGAAGAUGUGGCUGUUGGACUCACAAAAUUUGAACUCAAACUUUGUAACCACUUUAGUCGAGUGGAAAUAAGGGGUAAAAGAGGACAAAAGGUUGCUGUUCUGCUAUCACCAGACAUGGUUAAUGCUCUAACACACCUAAUAAAUAAAAGAAAAGACUGUGGCGUUCCAGAGGAUAACCCAUUUCUCUUUGGAAGACCGCAGUGUCUUACUCCGUACAGAGGACCGGACUGUCUAAGACUUUAUGCAAGUGAAUGUGGGGCAAAGAACCCUCAACUCCUCAGGUCAACUCAGUUGCGCAAACACGUCGCAACUUUAUCCCAGGUCCUUAAUCUCCGAAAUAACGAGUUGGACCAAGUGGCAGACUUCCUUGGCCAUGAUAUUCAGGUCCACAGGGAGUUUUACCGACUACCAGAGGCUACCACACAGUUGGCCAAAAUAUCAAAACUGCUGCUGGCUAUGGAGAAAGGGUCUUUGGGAAAUCUGCAAGGGAAAACACUUGAGGAAAUUGAAAUCGAAGAUAACCUAGUGUUGACUGAUGUUGAGCAAAGUGAGGAGAGUGAUGGUGAGGUCGAGGAAGAAAAUCUGCCCACAGAUUCACAGAUUGCCAGUGAUUCUGCAGGGAUGAGCAUCAUUAGGCAACCUGUUGAGAAACCUCCAUGCACAUCUUUAUCAUCAGAAGACAAGGAAAGACCUAGGCCACAUGUUGAACCUCCAGGGAUGUCCUUACUGCCACAAGUUAUCGAUGCCAACCAAACAGACACAUCUCAAGCAGUAAUUAAAAAUGCAAAUGGAAAGGCCAAAGAUCCCAGAAGAAAAGCAAAAGUGAUGAAACAAUCAAGUAAAUGUCACAAAACAGUCCCUGGUCUCAGUGAAAAACUUUCUUUGGAAAAUGCAAGAAGGGUUCAGAAACGACAGUGGUCUCCCAAGGAGGUUGAAGCUAUGAUGAGACAUUUUGAAGAACAUAUCAGAAAAGGAAAACUGGCUACUAUGAUUGAAUGCGAACAGUGCAAGACAACAGAACAUCCCACACUGACUGAUCGCUCUCUUCAAAAUAUCAGCGACUUUGUCAGGAAUCGGGGUAUAACUCUGAAAAGAAAGGGAUUAGUCGACUAAUCGUGACUAAUUGAUUAGAAAAAUUAGUCAACACAUUUUUUAAAUAGUUGACUAAUCUUUUUUUUUUUUUUUACUGUUAUUGUUAAAUGCCCUACACACUCUAAAGUACAUGUAAUUUUUUAUUUUUUUUUAUAGCAAAGGCAGCUGCAUUAUUAAAGAAAAACACAAACUGCUAAUUUGCACAGAUUUUACGUUUAUUUGGCUAAAAAAAAACACAUUUAAAAAGCUUUCAAUUCACAAGAGAAAUAACUGUUUGACUAGUCAAUCAAUCGAAAUAAUAAACGCUGACUAGUGGCUACUAAAAUAAUUGUUGUCAGCCCUGGUUAGAAAUGCAAUAUUAUGGGCAAUUGUUGCAGCACAAUUGUUUGUGUUAAGACUUUACUCCUGCAAGGAUCUCUUUGUUUCAAAGAAGAUUCAGUUCAUGUCAUUGAAUAAAUUCAACUUGUUCAUGAAUGUGUAAUCAUUCCUUAUUUUGGCUUUAAAAGGUCACACUUUACCAACAUAC
Periophthalmus magnuspinnatus is the source of this 5950-nucleotide messenger RNA. RefSeq lists its product as uncharacterized. Gene Ontology annotation, biological process: DNA integration; DNA recombination. Gene Ontology annotation, molecular function: protein binding; DNA binding. The record is from RefSeq and is a predicted model, not a curated record. Lineage: Eukaryota; Metazoa; Chordata; Actinopteri; Gobiiformes; Gobiidae. Bases 1912 to 5445 code for a protein of 1177 amino acids. The transcript is spliced from 17 exons.